Messenger RNA from Plasmodium adleri (nom. inval.), 855 nucleotides. Its product is annotated as ER lumen protein retaining receptor 1, putative. The transcript has 5 exons. Gene Ontology annotation, biological process: protein retention in ER lumen. The record is from RefSeq and is a predicted model, not a curated record. Gene Ontology annotation, molecular function: ER lumen protein retrieval receptor activity. Lineage: Eukaryota; Apicomplexa; Aconoidasida; Haemosporida; Plasmodiidae. Gene Ontology annotation, cellular component: membrane. The coding region runs from base 1 to 855 and encodes 284 amino acids.
AUGAAGGGGGUUAAUGAUUUUUUUAGAAAAGUGAACGAUGCUGAAAAAAUGAAGAGAUACCUGUCAGACCAUAGCUCAUCGAUAAAAAUAUAUUGUUUCUUUUUAUUAUUAGUUUUUAUAUUUUAUCAUUUAUUUUCAGAUGGAGAUUUUUCAUUUUUAUUAACUCUAUCAUCAGUAAUUAGUAUGUUUUCUUUUCUUAUGGUCUUUUUAAAAAUAGAAAUGAACAAAUCAUGUGCAGGUGUUUCUUUAAAAAUGAUGGAAUGCUAUGUAGUUUUAAAUACAUCAAGAUUAAUAUCCAUCGUACCAUUUGAAGGAUAUUUACCAUAUGAUAAAAGUGGAGAUUGGCUAUAUCAAUUAGUUGAAGCUGUUUCACUAUUUAUUAAUUGUUGUAUUGUAUACUUGUGUAGAUAUAAAUACAAAAAUACAUAUGAUAGUACCAAUGAUAUUUUCAACAACUUAUUUUUAAUUAUACCAGCUUUUAUUAUUGCAAUUUUUGUGCAUCCAUCAUUGAAUUCCUUUCUUCCAGCUGAUGUUGCUUGGUCAUUUGCAUUAUAUUUGGAGUCAGUUUGUGUAUUACCACAAUUAUCCAUGUUUCAAAAAGAAGGAAAAGUAGCUGCAUUUACUACUCACUUUUUGGCAUCUCAGGCAUUUUCAAAAGUUUUAUCUUUCUUGUUUUGGAUAGUGUCACACAAAGAAUUGAACUCCUCAGAUAAUAUUAUUAAAUCAUAUGUUGGUUUUUGGGUUGUCAUUAUGCAAAUCGUUCAACUUGUUUUAAUGGGAGAUUUUAUUUAUCAUUAUAUAAGAUGUUUAAGUAAGGGUGUAUCUUUUGAUAAUUUAUUAAAUGAAAAUGUAUAA